AUGGAUGCGUUUUCUCGUUCCAAUGCUUUGUAUGAAAUGUCGUUGCCAAUUGGAUACGCUGCAAUUGGAGUGAAGAAUUGGUCGAAUAAAUUUAUGUAUAUAGGUCCUAGGGCACGUCGGAUACGGACAAAGAAAGACCGCAAGGCUGAAGAAAAGCGCCCAAGGACGGCCUUCACCUCGGAGCAAUUGGCCCGGUUAAAAACCGAGUUCACGGAAAACCGCUACCUAACGGAGAAACGCCGCCAAGAUCUUGCGCGUGAGCUGCAACUACACGAGAAUCAAAUCAAGAUUUGGUUUCAAAACAAGAGAGCGAAGAUUAAAAAGGCUUCAGGACAAAAGAACCCGUUGGCACUGCAGCUCAUGGCCCAGGGCCUCUAUAAUCACUCUACUAUGGCAAUGGACGAGGACGAAGAAGACGAUGACGAUAUGAUGCAACACCAAGAAUAA
Molecule: messenger RNA, 447 nt
Organism: Daphnia carinata
Lineage: Eukaryota; Metazoa; Arthropoda; Branchiopoda; Diplostraca; Daphniidae
Product: homeobox protein E30-like
Exons: 1
Coding region: 1-447 (148 amino acids)
Biological process (GO): neuron differentiation; multicellular organism development; regulation of transcription by RNA polymerase II
Cellular component (GO): nucleus
Molecular function (GO): RNA polymerase II cis-regulatory region sequence-specific DNA binding; DNA-binding transcription factor activity, RNA polymerase II-specific
Source: RefSeq, a predicted model, not a curated record